Molecule: messenger RNA, 2106 nt
Organism: Erythranthe guttata (spotted monkey flower)
Lineage: Eukaryota; Viridiplantae; Streptophyta; Magnoliopsida; Lamiales; Phrymaceae
Source: RefSeq, a predicted model, not a curated record
GCAACUUCAGCCGUGAGUUGCAAAGUUGGAAUGGAAUAAAGAAUAAGUCGAAAUUGUUGACUUUUUUUUUAUAUAUACCAUUAAACAUAUAUUUAAACUUUUCUUUGGGCUGAAGUAACCCUAUUCCAGCCCAUUAAACCCCUUCAUUAAAAUAAAAUAUUAUAUUUUCUUCGUCAUCAAGUAAUUAUAAGCCCAGGGGCAAUACCGUCUUUUUAAUUUUUUAACCGACCUGUACAGUGCCCAUCUAUAGAUACAGCGCCUGCAUCUAUUUCUCUCUCCUCAGAAGUUCUUGCUGAAUUAUUAAAUCGACAGAUUUGUACCAGGAGCUUCUCAGAUUGUACAGCAAUGGAUUCCUUGAAUUCCGCCCAGAUGAUGACGAAGAAGUGCGCCGAGGGGAACAACAAAGUGAAGCGGUUCGGUCCACGACCUGCUAAGCAACCGUCGUGUGAACCGCUGAUCCAGAAUUAUUCGAACUUCAAGCGGUCGUCGUGCCCGGGCCGGUUCAUGUUCUACGACGACGGAUCGUGGGUCGAUUACCCGAAGGAAGUUUCGGAAAUGAUGAAAUUAGGGUUUGUGGAGGGUAAGCCAAUUGUCGAGACUCAAGUCCUGGGGUUCAAUUGUUUCUUUGACUUUUACCGCAUGCUCCAGAUUGAUCUGGAUACUGGCAAUCAGCGCUCCAUUUCCUGGAUUGAUGUCGAUGGUAAGUGUUUUUUCCCCAAAUCUUUCGUCAGCAGUUAUGGAAAUGACCGUGGUGUUGAUGAUGAUGAUGUUGCGAAUUGUGAUGAAAACUGCACGAAAGUUCAGAUUGAUAUCGAAAUUGAAGAAAAUUUAGGAAGUUCUGAAGGUCAGAAGGUGAAUAGUAGAAUUGUAAAUGUUGUUAGUAAGAGGAAGAGAGAGGAGAAUGUAGAGAAGGGAAGUCUGUCCAGCAAUAAUGCGAAAAAGAGGCAAGUGAUUGGGAGCGAAUCUCAGUCGACCAGGUGGCCGAAAGCGAGAAUUCUCGGAUCUGAGGAGACAGGAUAUUCGAUAGUUAAGAAUUUGUUUCUGUCAGGGUUGGAGAUUGCGGAACCAGGUGCUGUAGUUACCUCUAUUCAUAAAUGCGUACGUGCGGGGCCCAUGGAUAAGGCACGUUCGGAGGUUUUCGCAAAGCAAAUGGAGAUUACGAAACGAGCUAGAGGGGAAAGUAACAUGGUUUUUGCAUGGUAUGGCACUUCGGCAAAAGGUGUGGAAAGCAUUUUGCUGCAUGGAUUCGGAAUACCUAACAAGACGUCUCAUCAUGAAGGUCAUGGAAUUGGAGUUCACUUAUCUCCUAUACGAUCCCCCAUUAACAGUGCAAUGAUGUCAGAGAUCGAUGAGAAUGGCGAGAAGCAUGUAAUAUUGUGCAGACUGAUAUUGGGAAAACGCGAAAAGAUUGAAGCAGGGUCACGCCAGCUGUAUCCUUCGAGUGCAGAGUAUGAUACUGGUGUUGAUGACUUGAAUAAUCCUCAGUGGUAUACUGUGUGGCAUACGAACAUGAAUACUCAUAUUCUUCCCGAGUGUGUUGUCAGUUACAGGCCUGGGUCGGUGAAGCCUACUACGAAUUGCAUUCCGCAUCCAUCCAUGUUUAUUGCAAAAUUGUUAUCCAAGUUGAAAGGUUCUCUUCCUCUACCCCAAUUUCAAGAAUUGGUAACCUCAUGGGGUUCGUGUAAGGAAGGGAAGUUGGGAAAGGAUAUUUUCAUGAAAAAAUUACGAUUAGUUGUUGGGGAUGACAAAUUGCGCUCAACCAUUCAAGAAAUCCGUGGCUGAGAAUAAGUUUUUCUUGUCCUUAUUGGUUUUUAAUUGUAAGGGAGAAAACUUUUCGUGUCGUGUCCGUCAGAGAUUUACAGAAGAAACCUUGCAAUUAGGAACUUGGUUUUAUGACUUAUUUGUUUCGUUCUCGUUUGAAAUCAAUGAUAGUUUAAGCUGAAGUUUGAGGUAGAUUUUAUAUACUUUUUUGUUUUUUUCCGAUUUCAUUCUCGUGGUAGUUCGGAAUGAAAGAUAGAUAAAAGUUAGACUUUGAACUUAUUAGCUUUCAUGACUGUUGUAUUAAUAUAUAGUUCCGUUAAAAAGAUUCUCGUUUGUCCCGUAUUU